CUCUCUCUCUCUCUCUCUCUCUACCCCCCACUAUACAAAUCAAACAGAGGCAAGCUCAAGCACACAGGAAGCAAACCUCCACCUCAAAAUCACUCAAAAGAGAUACGCACUUCCUCAAAUGAGAGAAGCAAGAAGAAGAAGAGCUAAACCCAGCUCUCUCUUCUCCUCAUCCCAACCCUAAACAAGAGAACCCAUUAUCAAUCAACAAUGGUAGCUCUCUUUGACCCUCUCUUUUGCCCGGAAGACCCGUUUCUCGAAGAAGAGGUCUUCGAACCAAAUAAUGGCGAAAAAAUCCAUCUUUUUGAACCCAACUCAGAGUUCCUCGCUUCUCUAAUCUCCAGCGAGCAGAGAACCCACAACUUUACUCUCAGCGACGACCCGUACCUCCUCUCAGCGAGAGGGGAAGCAGUUCAGUGGAUCAAAACCGCGAGCGCUCGAUUUGGGUUCAAUGCUCUGACAGUGAUCUUGGCGGUGAACUACCUCGAUCGCUGUUUCCUGUGCUCCGCUGGGCUACGAUUGCAGCAGGACAAGCCGUGGAUGAAGCAGCUCUCCGCGGUAGCGUGCCUCUCUCUUGCUGCUAAAGUUGAGGAGACACGUGUCCCGUUUUUGUUGGAUCUUCAGAUUCCGCCGGCGGAGGAAGUUAUUACUGGCUUCGUGUUUGAGUCAAAGACUGUUAGGAGAAUGGAGUUGCUGGUGCUCUCUACUCUUGGUUGGAGGAUGAAUCCGGUCACCGCCCUCUCUUUCAUACAGUGCAUGUUGCCGAACUUGAAGAAGACUUGUGGUUAUAAUGCGGUAGGGAUUUUGAGGAGCUGUGAGCUUGUUUUGCUCUCAGUUUUAUCAGAUUGGAGAUGGGUUCAGUUCCCUCCCUCUGUUUGGGCUGCAGCUUCAAUGAUGCAAGCAUUGGGGCUUCAUUUGGACUCGGUGCAGCACAUUAUGGACUUGCUUCAAGUCUCUAAGGAGAGAGUUGAGGAGUGCCAUAAGCUAAUUGUUGAGCUAGUGGAAGUUGGCAAAAAGAGGAAGAGUUGUUAUUUAGACCCACCAAGCCCAAAUGAAGUUAUUGGGUCUUGUUUCAGCUAUGAGAGCUCAUCAAGCUUGGAUUCAUGGCCAAUUUCCCCUGAGCACAAAAAGCCCAACUGCUCCAUUAUCUAGAGUAAUUUUCGUCAAAUUAGUAUAUUAAUCAAAAAAUGAGGAUUGGGUUCUUUCUCUUGCUGAGCUCUAAGGGAGCAAAUUUUGCUGGGUGUAUGUAUUGGGCAAUGAGGAGAGAGAGAGUAGCUAGAGAGGGGAUAUCCUUUUCAUUUUCUAUAUUUUUUUUGUAUUUUGUUUUUAUUUGAGUAAUGGGGCAAAGCAGGCUAGUUUCUUCCACUGUUAAAAAUAAUUAUUUAUAUAUGAGUAUGUGUGAGGUCCUAGCAGCUGCAA
Molecule: messenger RNA, 1416 nt
Organism: Asparagus officinalis (garden asparagus)
Lineage: Eukaryota; Viridiplantae; Streptophyta; Magnoliopsida; Asparagales; Asparagaceae
Product: cyclin-D3-2-like
Exons: 3
Coding region: 208-1149 (313 amino acids)
Biological process (GO): mitotic cell cycle phase transition; regulation of cyclin-dependent protein serine/threonine kinase activity
Cellular component (GO): cyclin-dependent protein kinase holoenzyme complex; cytoplasm; nucleus
Molecular function (GO): cyclin-dependent protein serine/threonine kinase regulator activity
Source: RefSeq, a predicted model, not a curated record